AUGUACUUCACUUCAAUCGAAGCAUUGAAAAAACCUUUGUUUCUAUCUAUCUAUCUAUCUAUCUAUCUAUCUAUCUAUCUAUCUAUCUAUCUCAGUCUGUUCGUAGCUAUCUGUCUUCCAGUUCAUAUCUAUCUAUCUAUCUAUCUAUCUAUCUAUCUAUCUAUCUAUCUAUCAAAAACAACUGAAUCCCUACUUCCAUUCAUAUCUAUCUAUCUAUCUAUCUAUCUAUCUAUCUAUCUCUCUCUCUCUCUCUCUCUCUAUAUAUAUAUAUAUAUUUGUUGUUUCUUUCUGCCUUUCUUUCUUCCUUCCUUUCUUUAUUUUCUCUUUUUUUCCUUUGUUUUUUGUUCCUUCUUUCCUUUAUCUUUCUUCCUUUGUUUUCUCCUUUCUUUCUUUCUUUCUUUCUUUCUUUCUUUCUUUCUUUCUUUCUUAAUCCUUUCCUUACGUUUCCUCUUUCUUUCAUUCUUUCUUUCUUUCUUAAUCCUUUUUUACGUUUCCUUUUUCUUUCUUUCUUUCUUUCUUUCUUUCUUUCUUCUGCUUCUUUUAUCUUCUUUCUUUCAUUUUUUUCUAAUGUGGUCGCCAUAUACUCCUUAUCCUUCUUCCUUCCUUUUCUCGUUCCCUACUUUUCUUUUCCUUUUUUUCUUCCCUCCUCUGUACAAACCCUUCUCCAAUUAUUUCCAUUUGAUUUGA
Acanthosepion pharaonis is the source of this 687-nucleotide messenger RNA. The record is from the annotation of a GenBank genome assembly. NCBI's taxonomy places the organism in Eukaryota, Metazoa, Mollusca, Cephalopoda, Sepiida, Sepiidae.